AAAAAAGUACUAUAGUAAGUAAGGAGGUAAAGUUUAAGUACCUUAAUAUUAUGCAUAAUUACAGUAUUUGAGUAACUACUUAGUUACAUGCCACCAGUGACUCUUCUCCAUAAGUCCCUCCCCCUGAGCUCCAAGCAAUCACAUGACCACUGGAGGCUACUUCCUGUUUGUUACAGAGGAGAGUGGUGGAGUACUUUCGGUUACAUGUGAUGAAUGUAAUACACUUUAUUAGCGUUUUGUAACACAAUGGACGUGGUUCAGCUGUUGUGUUUGGUGCUGCUGCUGCUGUGCGGAGCGGCUCCUCUUGCAGCGGCUCCCGCAGGCAGCAGCCACCUGCCGGGCUCAGGCAGGUUCUGGCACAUCACUGACCUCCACCUGGACCCCUCCUACCACCUGAGCCCGGACCCCACCAAGGUCUGCUACUCCUCCAAAGGAGCGCCCGCCACCCACGCCGGCCUGUACGGGGACUUCCUGUGUGACUCUCCCUACGCUCUCAUCCAGUCCGCCUUCGCUCACAUGGCGCCGCUCACUCAGCCACAGGACUUCAUCAUAUGGACCGGUGACAGUCCGCCUCAUGUCCCUGUAGACGAGCUCUCUACGGACACAGUGAUCCAGGUGAUCAGUAAUAUGACCCAGACCAUCAGACAACACUUCCCCAACCUCACAGUCUAUCCUGCCCUGGGAAACCAUGACUACUGGCCACAGGACCAGAUGUCGACCUCCACUAACGCCAUCUACAAAGCUGCUGCCCAGCUGUGGAGGCCCUGGCUGCAGGCUGAAGCUCUGCUCACACUCUCACAAGGUGGUUUCUACUCCCAGCUGGUAAAGCCUGGUUUGCGGGUGCUCAGUCUCAACACCAUCCUCUACUACGGCCCCAACAGAGUCACCAAGAACAUGACGGACCCUGCAGGACAGUUCGAGUGGCUGCAGAAGACUCUGGAGAAAGCCGCUCAGAGUCUGGAGAAGGUGUACAUCAUAGCUCACGUACCAGUGGGCUACCUGCCCUUCGUCAGGAACACCCCCGCUGUCAGAAAGAGCCACAACGAGCGGCUGGUCGCCAUCUUCAGGGAGUACAGUGAUGUCAUUGCGGGACAGUUCUACGGCCACACCCACCGCGACAGCAUCAUGGUGCUGCUGGACCAACAAGGUAAACCGGUGAAUUCUCUCUUCGUGUCACCGGCUGUCACGCCUAUCAAACAUGUUCUGGAGCCCUACUCCAACAACCCGGCUUUCCGCGCGUACGUGUACAACACCAAGGACUACGCUCUCCUGGAUAUCUGGCAGUACUAUCUGAAUCUGACGGAAGCCAACGAGAAACAAAGAUCUGACUGGAGGCUUGAAUACAUCAUGACUGAGGCGUUUGGACUGGCUGACCUGCGGCCACAAAGCCUCCUCCAGCUGGCCCUGAGCUUCAGGCUGCCGCAGACCAAAGCCUUCGACGUGUACUUCAGUCACUACAUGGUCGGUUACGACAGCAGCAUCGUCUGCGAGGGCGACUGUAAGCUCAGCCAGGUGUGCGCUGUGCUCUGCCUGGACCAGCUGUCCUACUCCAAAUGUGUCGCAAAGGGACGACGGUUGUAAAUUAGUCGUUUAAUUUAAAGAAAAUACUCUGAUAUAAUGAAUGAAAAGGGAAAUGACAGGAAAACAGAUGCAAUCCAGACUACAAAUAGCAACCAGCUGCCACUGCAUACUGUACAUUACAUACACCGACAGUUAAUCACGUCAUUGAAACACGCGUUAGUUAAAUAUAAACUUCCAACGGGACCCAGAGGAUGAAAUGUGUAAGAAUGAACUGUUUCCUGUUACAAACUAAAUGUGUGACACGUUACGAGUGACAUGAAGAUGAAGAAUGAACUGAGACAAUAAACCAUGUAGCAUGUUGCUGUGUUCACACUACGAGCCAAACGGCAACAAACCGACGCCCGAUCACUUUUGUUCAGCGCUCCAUUGACGCGCUGAAGCCUCGACCAAUCACAUGUUUUGGUUUCAAACUGUUCUGUUCCAUCUAAAUUGUUCAGAUAGCCACUCAGCGCUAAUUAACGAAAUUAACGAGCGACUCGUCGACCAUGUAGCUGACCGCUGUGUUGCUUCUGUCGCUCGUCGUGUGACCACAGCAUAUGACAUAGAAAGUGUUGAUUUUAAUGCUGCGGUGUAUUUUUUCUACUAAAUAAAGAAGUUUAAACCCGC
Anarrhichthys ocellatus (wolf-eel) is the source of this 2187-nucleotide messenger RNA. RefSeq names its product sphingomyelin phosphodiesterase acid like 3A (gene smpdl3a). The transcript is spliced from 8 exons. Gene Ontology annotation, biological process: sphingomyelin catabolic process. Bases 247 to 1581 code for a protein of 444 amino acids. Gene Ontology annotation, molecular function: sphingomyelin phosphodiesterase activity. Lineage: Eukaryota; Metazoa; Chordata; Actinopteri; Perciformes; Anarhichadidae. The record is from RefSeq and is a predicted model, not a curated record.